GGUUUUUUUUUUUGAGGGAAGAGAUUCGAAUUAAUACAGAGCGAAAAUAAUUACAAUACAUUAACUUUAGGUGGAUAGAGAGAUGAGCAGAUUUAAAGCUUUGUUAACCAAAGCACGAACCUUUGUACGAUUCGGCUCCACCGUCUCCUCCUCCUCCUCAGCUCUUCCGCCUCCGCCGCCGUUUUCAUCCGCCGUAGCCGCCAUGGAUGGCAUCGAGACCCAACACACGAAGCUAUGCAUCGUGGGCAGUGGUCCGGCUGCUCACACGGCGGCGAUUUACGCCGCGAGAGCGGAGCUGAAGCCUCUACUCUUCGAAGGAUGGAUGGCUAAUGAUAUCGCUCCAGGCGGUCAACUCACCACCACCACCGAUGUCGAGAACUUUCCCGGCUUCCCCGAUGGCAUCCUCGGCGGUGAGCUCUGCGAUCGGUUCCGGCAGCAGUCGCUCCGAUUCGGCACCACCAUCUUCACCGAGACGGUCUCUAGGGUUGAUUUCUCCGCCAAGCCGUUCAAGCUCUUCACCGACUCCAGGACCGUCCUGGCCGAUGCCGUGAUCGUCGCGACGGGAGCCGUCGCCAAGCGGCUUCACUUCCCCGGCUCCGGCGAGGGAUCCGGAGGUUUCUGGAACCGCGGGAUCUCCGCCUGCGCUGUCUGCGAUGGAGCCGCGCCAAUUUUCCGGAACAAACCUCUCGCGGUCAUCGGCGGGGGCGAUUCGGCCAUGGAAGAGGCGAAUUUCCUCACCAAGUACGGAUCCAAGGUUUACAUAAUCCACAGGAGGGACGCGUUCAGGGCGUCGAAGAUCAUGCAGCAGCGAGCGUUGUCAAACCCUAAGAUCGAGGUGAUCUGGAACUCGGCGGUGGAAGAGGCAUUCGGAGAUGGCGAGAGAGGCGUCCUCGGAGGGUUGAAGGUGAAGAACUUGGUAACGGGAGAAGUCUCAGACUUGCCGGUCUCCGGACUGUUCUUCGCCAUUGGCCAUGAGCCGGCGACGAAGUUCUUAGGCGGGCAGCUCCAGCUUGAUGCAGAUGGUUACAUAGUGACGAAGCCGGGUACUACCCAGACAAGCAUCGCCGGAGUUUUCGCCGCCGGCGAUGUCCAGGACAAGAAGUAUAGACAGGCAAUCACAGCUGCGGGAACUGGAUGCAUGGCGGCUUUGGAUGCCGAGCAUUACUUACAGGAGAUGUGAUCUCUGGAAGGAGGAGAGCUGCUCUUCCUAGUGGCGGCUUUGAUGUCAGAAACAGUCAAGGGACAAUACUUAGUUUAUGCAAACUGUUUGCACUUCUCUAGAUUUGUUUCAGGUGAUUUUAUUUUAUAUUUUUUUAUAUUUCAGUGACAUCGUGAAGCCAAGAAUAUUGUUAUUGUUAUUAUUAUUAUUAUUAUCAUAUGUACUCUUGGAAUUACUUUCAAA
This is a messenger RNA of Tarenaya hassleriana, 1402 nucleotides long. RefSeq names its product thioredoxin reductase 1. The coding region runs from base 83 to 1180 and encodes 365 amino acids. The record is from RefSeq and is a predicted model, not a curated record. Gene Ontology annotation, cellular component: cytoplasm. Gene Ontology annotation, biological process: removal of superoxide radicals. The transcript is spliced from 2 exons. Gene Ontology annotation, molecular function: thioredoxin-disulfide reductase (NADPH) activity. Lineage: Eukaryota; Viridiplantae; Streptophyta; Magnoliopsida; Brassicales; Cleomaceae.